AUGGAAGGACGGCGGCAAGCGUUGUUCGGUACCUGCGCCUUUCUUUUGGCCCUUCACGGUGCGGUUCAGACUGCAAAGGUUGAUGGUGCCGGCCAAAAAUCUCUGGAUAUUAACGCUUGGUUGACGCACUUAAGCAGAGAAACGUUUUAUGGACAAAGCACCACUCCUAAAUCAACAUCCUCCCUACUUGGGAUGAAUGCCUAUUGCCUGAAGAUGACAUUUCUGGCGGGAGGAACUACAGGGCUGGUCAAGACACUCUUGUUGUCCUACAUAGAUGCCUCCAACCGUGGUGAAAGUACACACAGAGCGAACGCUUCAUUAGACAUCAAGCCGCUACCCCCAAAGAACGUAGCGUUUAAUUUUACCCGCACUGCCAAUCCGAAGCUCAUGGGAAGGACAGUUAAAUAUGAACUUCUGAAAACUCGGAAUAUAAAUUACACAUUUUGCAGCAUUCUACAAACUUCAAAAGGACAGCCAGACUGUUCCUACUGGGUCCUGGUAAUGAGCAGAGGCGGCAUCGUUCCAGACUGGUGCCAACCGGACCCUAUUGAGCCGGGCUGCAAAGUGGAGAUCUACACCCUGAAGAAACAUGAGGAAUGCGGAUAUGCAAGUGAAGAGGAAGAAGAGGAUGAUGACGACGAAUCUGAGGAAAGCGAUUCUGAGGAAGACGAGGAUGAGGAAGACGACGAUGAGGAAGACGAUGAUACGGACUGUAAUGAUGAAGAUGGAGAAGAAAAUUCAAAGGACGAAGACGAAGACGAAGAAAAUGAAUCGGGAGGUGAAAGUAAAGAUACAGAAGAGGAAGAAUAAGAGAAGGAAGAGAUAUAAAAAAGAUUGCGGUAGAGUU
Messenger RNA from Ixodes scapularis (black-legged tick), 847 nucleotides. RefSeq lists its product as uncharacterized. The transcript has 4 exons. The record is from RefSeq and is a predicted model, not a curated record. The coding region runs from base 1 to 810 and encodes 269 amino acids. Lineage: Eukaryota; Metazoa; Arthropoda; Arachnida; Ixodida; Ixodidae.